Messenger RNA from Chanos chanos (milkfish), 1665 nucleotides. RefSeq names its product zinc finger protein 706. The coding region runs from base 157 to 387 and encodes 76 amino acids. The record is from RefSeq and is a predicted model, not a curated record. The transcript has 3 exons. NCBI's taxonomy places the organism in Eukaryota, Metazoa, Chordata, Actinopteri, Gonorynchiformes, Chanidae.
CAGAGCGAUAGCCUACCAAGCAGCUGCACACAGCAAAUUCAAGAAUUUCGUCGAGGCAAAGUAGUAAGCAGCCAACUAUCAAGGAAAGGAGUAGUGCGUUUGUAACUUUUGUGACUACUUUUUCUGCGCACAAUUCAAACAGAUUGGUGAGCAAUCAUGGCUCGUGGACACCAGAAGAUCCAGUCUCAGCAGAAGAAUGCCAAAAAGCAGGCAGAGGCCAAGAAGAGCAAGGGUCACGACCAGAAAGCAGCGGCCAAGGCUGCCCUCGUGUACACCUGCUCAGUCUGUCGUACUCAAAUGCCUGACCCGAAGACUUUCAAGCAACAUUUCGAGAGCAAACACCCCAAGUCUCCUUUGCCACCUGAACUUGUUGGUGUUGAAGCCUGAGAGGAGAUCCACAGCCCCCACCCCUCCCCCUGGGAGCUCCACCUGUGUGCAGACUGCCUCUGGUUCCCUACAGGACACAGACCUUCAGCAUGGCUUUGGUUGAGUUCCCGACUGUUUCAGGACUACUGCUGCUGUCGCCAUCUCAGGCAUUUCAGUCGCAGAGUUAGCCAACAAACUGCUCAGAAAGAUCCAGUGAAAAUCACAGAAAUGCUUCUCUCACGUUUAGAGUAAAAUCACCCCCUACUCAAGUUUUGCUGUACAAUAAAAGGGGUCAUUUAGAGGAUGAAAGUGUCAGGAAUUGAUUUCAGGCGUCACAUCAAUUUGUCUUGUUUAAUGCGAAAUCAUCAACUGAUUAAACCUGAAGUGAAUUAAUUAUAGUUUUAUUUUGAAGAGCAUAGUGUAAACUUUCUCUGCUGAACAAACAUUAUUGCACUGUCUGUUUUUCCCCCCCCUCUUGAUUUUUUUUUUUACUUUUUCUGAGUCGCUUUUUUCGUGGAAAUUGUCUGAAUUAAUACAGUUGUGCUUAAAGUCAUGUGCUGUGUGAAUUGAAUUUUAAAAAUUGGACCUAAACAAAAUACAUUGCUUCACCUGUUUGCAUUAAUGCCUUGUCUGAAUGACGGCAGAGUAAGUAUGAGGUAUUACCUACCCCCGGUUAUUGUGGUAGAAAGUUUUGAAGGGAAUUUGCUCACAGUUGAGAACAAUGCAGAGAAUAGAGCUGUAGGUCAGAUCAGUAGUACCAUUAAACCACAUACCUCUCCUGUCAACCAGCCACUGUCCCUACAGAGAUAGAGAAAGAUUGUGAGUAUUAUUGACUAUGGUGUAAAAGAUGCACUGAUUAAUUGCAGCUAAAUUUGUUUCAUUGUCACUGUGGUGGGUUUUUUUUUUUUUUUUUUUUUUUUAACGUCUUCACUUUAUUUACUCCCCUUGUCAAAUCAAACAUAAUGCAAAACAGCCUCACUGACAGCUCAGUUUAUAUGGGAGCACUGGUUCUGUCCCCACAAUAACUGUUUUUGACAAUAUGAUACCUCUCAUUUUUAAAACUGGGUACAUUAUGUCAGUCCUCUAAAGUAUGAAAUGACGCAAUGGGUAGACGUGUUUUAGGAUACUGACCCUCCACUGCAAAAAUGUUCAAAGAGGUUUUACAGUUUGGUAAUGGCAAAGGUCAUCUCAGUGCAUUUUACCAUGUAGAGUCAUCAUUGUGAAGCAACGCUGGAAUUUUUCCUCGGACUGUGGUUUGGUUUUUUUUUUCCUGCCGCAAUAAACAUCCUGUAUGUCUAA